UCGAAGUUUUCUUUUUUCAAAUAUAGUGUAAAAUGUAUUCUUCCGGUAGUGAAGAAGAGGACCUCACCGAUUUAGAACACCAAGCCAAUGGCAGUGGUUCUGAUUCAGAACAGCAGCAGGAUGCCCUCAGUGACGAGCAGUCUGAAAGUGAUAACGAGAAAUCCGACCAAGCUAAUGGCGAAGAUGAUCCAGACUCAGAGACAAAAUCCUGGGAAGACAUGGGUCUAAUUGAUACGCUUUGCGAGGCGUGCCGAGCGCUAAAAUGGAAAGCACCAUCCAAAAUUCAGCGGGAAUCGAUUCCACUGGCACUGCAGGGAAAAGACAUCAUCGGCUUGGCUGAAACCGGUUCCGGUAAGACAGGCGCCUUUGCAUUGCCGAUUCUACAAGCUCUACUGGACAAUCCGCAGCGUUAUUUUGCGGUCGUUUUGACACCAACCAGAGAGCUGGCGUAUCAAAUAUCCGAACAGUUUGAAGCUCUCGGGGUAUCGAUCGGAGUAAAGUGCUGUGUUGUCGUUGGAGGUAUGGAUAUGGUCUCGCAAGCCUUGCAGCUAGCCCGUAAACCGCACAUUAUUAUCGCUACGCCGGGUCGUUUGGUGGAUCAUUUGGAGAACACCAAGGGAUUCAAUCUGAAAGCGGUUAAAUAUUUAGUUAUGGACGAAGCGGAUCGUAUUUUGAACUUGGAUUUUGAAGUCGAGCUAGAUAAGAUAUUGAAGGUCAUGCCACGGGAGAGAAGAACAUUUUUGUUCAGUGCGACGAUGACGAAAAAGGUGAAAAAGUUGGAACGAGCCUCGCUGAAAGAUCCAGUGAAGGUUGAAGUUUCCAGCAAAUAUCAAACAGUGGAGAAAUUGUUACAAUAUUAUGUGUUUAUACCGGCAAAGUAUAAGGACGUCUAUCUGGUUCACAUUUUAAAUGAGCUUGCUGGUAACAGUUUUAUGAUAUUCUGCAGCACCUGUAAUAACACCGUUCGAACGGCGCUUAUGCUUCGUGCUCUUGGACUAGGUGCUGUUCCAUUACAUGGUCAAAUGUCACAGAAUAAUCGCCUUGCAGCGCUGAACAAGUUUAAGGGCAAAAACCGCCAAAUUCUCAUUUCAACUGAUGUCGCUUCUCGUGGUCUGGACAUACCGCAUGUAGAUGUUGUGCUUAAUUUUGACAUUCCGACACACAGCAAGGACUACAUUCAUCGGGUUGGACGAACGGCUCGUGCCGGUCGAGCUGGUAAAGCUGUAACAUUCGUAACGCAGUACGACGUAGAGUUGUACCAACGGAUCGAACAUUUGCUGGGCAAAAAGUUGCCGCUUUUCAAAUGCGAGGAAGACGAAGUGAUGGCCCUGCAGGAGAGGGUCAGCGAAGCUCAGCGUACCGCACGGCUUGAGCUGAAGGAUAUCGAGGAACGAAAGGGCAGCAAACGGAAAGGCCCCGGCGGGCGAGGCAACGAUUCGGACGACGAUGAUACGGAGCAGUUCAGUGGAGCCCGCAAAAGAAUUAAGCAGGGUGGGAAAAAUAAAGGAAAAGGAAAAUUCAAGAAUAAAAAGUAGG
Messenger RNA from Sabethes cyaneus, 1536 nucleotides. It is a transcript of the gene pths, whose product is annotated as probable ATP-dependent RNA helicase DDX47. The record is from RefSeq and is a predicted model, not a curated record. Bases 33 to 1535 code for a protein of 500 amino acids. Gene Ontology annotation, molecular function: nucleic acid binding; ATP binding; RNA helicase activity. NCBI's taxonomy places the organism in Eukaryota, Metazoa, Arthropoda, Insecta, Diptera, Culicidae. The transcript is spliced from 2 exons.